GCUUACCGCUUGAGCAACCCAGUUUAAGUUUAACAUCCGUGAUUUGCGUAACAUGUGUAUUGUGUAUUGGAGACCUAUUUCAGUGUACUGAGGAAGCCAUCUUGGCUCCUAAUUGGGGCGUCAGCAUUUGUUAAGAGAUUUAAUUUAUUAAGCCUCAAAACUUUCAGUCGUCUCUUUAAGAUUCGUGAACUGUAAUUAUGACGUCCUGUACCAUGUACCAUGUACCCUGUACCCUGCUGUACCCUGCAUGUCCUCAAUAGAAAGCUCACACAGGGGGCUAGAAUAAUCCACUGAUUCCAGUACAGAUCUAAAUGUAAGCGAGCUGUACCUUCCUAAGGGAGCACCAGCUCGGCUCGGGGGCAGCUCCAUUUGACCAUUUUGGGAGCAGUACUACUCGGCUCAUUCUCCCUUUAUAACAAUGAUCUGUGGCUUUUGUAGCAGUAUUACACCGGUUCAGUCCCCAGCCGUUCACAAUGAGCCAUUAAAACUGGUGUCUCUUUACUUGUUUGCAAUUUGAUAACCUUACCGAUUUUAGUUGUAGUUGUGAAAUUAGUGAAAUCAUUUUUGACGAGACUUGUACUUUUAUUUUGAACCUGUUCAUGUGGUAUGUUUUAAUUGCAUGAGGACUAGUUAAUUUACUUAGAAAAGCAAGCACAAAAGUGAUGGUCAGGUAACGAACUGUCGUAAAUAUCGUUAAACUAUGAUAGACGAGUUUCUGAAGCUUACGACCAUCGUCAAGGAUUACACGUUAGGAGCGGUAACUGGAUGGUACUCUAACAACAGAUUACACAUCAACAAUCGGGAGCUAUGUCUGUGUCUUAUUCUUAACUUCACCGUUUGGUCCACAAUUGGUUCGCUACUGCCGUACCUGCCAGUGUUUUACAGAAGUAUAGGACUAUCAGCUGAGCAGACCGGAUUUGUAAUCGCCCUGAAAAGUCUCAUCGGUGGAGUUAGUUGUAUAUUCUGGGGCGCUUUUGCUGAUAAAUUCCAGAAAAGGAAAGCAGUGUUCAUCCUCUCCAUCUUGUCAUGGACCCUAUUUGCUGCGUGCAUGACUAUCAUCCCACCGAACGCUGUCUUCAAGAGCAUGGAGGUCACCAGUUUAGUCAAGGUGACUGAUCAAGCAGGAAACGUAGUGGACAUCCUGAAUGGGACAGCCAAGUGUUACGAAGGGGAGGAUACAGGUAUCGGCAAGAUGGGGGAGUGUAGUAAGAAUAGUGCUAAAGGAUACGCUUCUCUUACUGGACCAAUUGGCGACAACGGGACGAAAGCAGAAGUAGCUCAGAUAAUUGAACCUACGGGUGGAACGACAAUGCAGACAUUUGCUCUGUCUCUGGUUACGGUGUCAGUUUGGUCCUUUUUUGGGAGUGCUUCAGCUCCUCUACUAGACGACAUUGUCUUUAGGAUCAUUCCUAGAGAUCACAAUACUUAUGGGCGAUUCAGAAGUGUUGGCAGCUUAGGGUACGGUAUAGCUGCACUAAUAGUGGGAGUGUUCGUAAAGGACUACAUCCUCACUAAAUCAGACGUUAUCUUGACCCCUGACUACCGACCCUCAUUUUACUUCACCAUAGCUUCCUCUCUGGUGAGUGUGGUGGCUGUUCUCUUCAUCCAGAUGGAGGAGGAAGGCAGUCCGCUUAUCCCCUCACCUCCCAAGAUACCGAUACUAAAGAACAAGAGGCUGCUGACACUGCUGGGGACCGUUUUCUGUCUGGGAAUGUGCCACAACAUGAUACAGAACUUCCUUCUAUGGUAUAUAGAAGAUAUAGACGGAUCCCACAUCUGUAUGGGUAUAGUUGUCCUAACUGAACAUCUCAGUGAAAUUCCAUUCUUCUUCUUUGGAGAAUACGCGAUCAAGACAUUCGGUCACACUCGACUGAUUGCCAGCGCUUGUAUUGUCUAUGCUUUUAGGUUCUUGUCCUAUUCGAUCAUAUCAAAACCGUGGUUGAUAGUUCCGUUAGAGAUUGGAAAUGGAGUUACAUUAGCUCUGAUGUGGUCAGCAGCUGCUAGCUACGUUUGUCAAGUAACUCCGCAGAAACAUCAGGCAACUACACUUGGUCUGCUUGGUGGCCUACAUUUUCAACUUGGACACUUCCUGAGUGCCAUUCUAGCGGGAGAAUUCAUCACUCACGCUGGUUUUAAAGCCGCCUGGUGGAUUUAUGCUACUUUUAUUCUGGGUAUAGGAGCUCUAUACGUCACCGCAGAUACUUUGCUACCCGAAAUAGAUAACUACGAAGAGCUAGAAGGGGACAACGUCGGAAAACAACCGAUGCCGUCUGAGAUUAUCGAAGUGACGAAUGUAGCAAUAGAACGGCCGACAUCUUCUGUAGCGCCAGAAGAGCGGACUGUUCCAGUACUAACAGCCCAGGCAGCAGAACCUGAGAUUCCUGCUCAACCAAAGGAGAGCGUUCAAUAACUGUAUUUAUAUGUUGUUAAUUAAUUGUUUGUGUAUUUCGCUUAUUUGUUUUUAUUGAUAAUCGAUAAUUGUAUAAUUCAAAAGAGAGGACUCAAUUGUUUUGUAAGUCUACUUGCACACUUUAUACAUCAAAUAUUGUACAGUUUCAUUCGAAAACAGCAUUUAU
This is a messenger RNA of Bolinopsis microptera, 2576 nucleotides long. RefSeq names its product major facilitator superfamily domain-containing protein 6-A-like. Bases 701 to 2410 code for a protein of 569 amino acids. The transcript is spliced from 11 exons. Gene Ontology annotation, cellular component: membrane. The record is from RefSeq and is a predicted model, not a curated record. NCBI's taxonomy places the organism in Eukaryota, Metazoa, Ctenophora, Tentaculata, Lobata, Bolinopsidae.